This is a messenger RNA of Periconia digitata, 466 nucleotides long. NCBI's taxonomy places the organism in Eukaryota, Fungi, Ascomycota, Dothideomycetes, Pleosporales, Periconiaceae. The record is from the annotation of a GenBank genome assembly.
AUGUUAUCUUACGGUGUAGUACAAAUAUCUGAACAUCUUGAUCCCGACAGGGUUGACAGGGAGAACAAGAUACAUGUCUUACUUGGUCAGCUCCUUACUAGACCUCGAUACGGAAAGGAACAGAAGGAUAUCGUACUUUGGAAACCAAAUAAACGCCAAAAACAAAACAGCAAGAAGACAAGCAAGCUUUCUCUUGACAAGAAGAGAAAUCAAGCAUACAUGUUUCGCAAACGUACCAGCAUCAGUGUGUCCUCAUAUCCGCAUAUCAUCAAAACGACAACGAAACAACCAUUCCUUUUCUUCAUCAACCAUAGCAAACCAGCCGCUCUCACACAAAACUCUGCGCCAUUUUGGCCAAACUAGCGAGCCCACCGAUUCCACUCGCGACACUCUGGAUACUCAAUCCAUUUCCUUCACCACCACCGCCGCCGCUCUGGCCAUCAUAGCCGGAACUCCCAUAAUACCC